Messenger RNA from Paramecium sonneborni, 683 nucleotides. Lineage: Eukaryota; Ciliophora; Oligohymenophorea; Peniculida; Parameciidae. The record is from the annotation of a GenBank genome assembly.
AUGAGAAUGACGUGGAUAAUUAUACUUAUUUUCCCUCUCAUAUAUUCCUAAUAUGUAUUAUGUUUUCUAAUUAUAAAGAUAGAAGGUUAGAGGGCUUGCUAUUUAAUAGAUAAUAUUAUUAAUAACAAAAAAGAAAGAAUACCAUUAAUCUAUAAUAAUGGAUGGAAUUAAGAACUUAUUAUUAGUACCCCAAAAGGAAAUAGACCAGAACCUUAAAUGAUAAUGAAUAAACAGUAUAUUGAAUAGCAUUUGAGAGCUUUUCAUGAUGGUGCUUCUCUAAUAAUUGUAACAGCAAUCUUAGAUAAUUUUGGAAGAGAUUAUGUAGGAACAAAAAAUGGAUUAUUUGUUGUACCUUAAUAUUAAAUGGAUAUUUUGUUGAAAGCAGCAAACGGUAGUCUUUAGAUAAUAGAGAAAAAUCUAGGUGUUCCAUAAGGAAGAUGGUUAUUCAAAAGACUAAGUAGAAUUGAUAUUCCAAAUCCUUAAAAAUUUAAUUUGAGAAUCCCUAGUGGAAAUGAAGCUGGCAUAAAUAAUUUAUGGAAACCUGGUGGAUUAUUGCCCAAUGGAAUGUUAGAAGCUAUCAUCGAUAUGGUAUAUAUCAUUUAUAUAUCUACAAUUAUAAAUUAUGUAUCAUCUUUUUAUUCUCUACCUUAAUUUAGAUAUUUUGGUCUUAAAAAAUAUGGUGA